Molecule: messenger RNA, 1699 nt
Organism: Solanum verrucosum
Lineage: Eukaryota; Viridiplantae; Streptophyta; Magnoliopsida; Solanales; Solanaceae
Product: probable magnesium transporter NIPA4
Exons: 9
Coding region: 299-1339 (346 amino acids)
Biological process (GO): magnesium ion transport
Cellular component (GO): membrane
Molecular function (GO): magnesium ion transmembrane transporter activity
Source: RefSeq, a predicted model, not a curated record
UGCUGAAUCUCCGAUCAAAGAAGAAACUAAAAACAAAGACUCUUGUCGCCUUCUUCACUUUAAUCCCUCCGUCCGUCCACAGAUCAAUUCAUUCCACACUUUGUUUCUUUGAAAAUUACCCCAGAAUCAACCACUGACAGUCAUUUUUUUUAUCAUAUUUGGGGUUUUCGAGUUUAAUUGUGUUAAGAAUUGAGGGUGAAUUGUGCCUGGGAAAAUGGGUUUCUGAUGGAAUGGCAAAAGAGAGUUUCUGUGUUAAUGAAGCUUUUUGGUUAUUGAAGAAGAAGAAGAAGUAAACUAUAUGGGGAGUUCACAGCAGCCCGGUAGCUUUGGGGACCCUCAACAAAUCUCCUCUGAUAAUGUUAAUGGUCUUUGCUUGGCUAUUUCUUCUAGUUUGUUUAUUGGGUCCAGUUUUAUCAUCAAGAAAAAGGGUCUUCAAAAAGCUGCUGCAUCUGGCCUCAGGGCAGGCUCUGGAGGCUAUUCUUACUUGAUGGAGCCGCUUUGGUGGGCAGGAAUGAUAACAAUGAUUGUUGGAGAAAUUGCUAACUUUGCAGCUUAUGCAUUUGCACCUGCUGUCCUAGUCACACCUCUUGGUGCACUCAGUAUUAUUAUCAGUGCUGCACUUGCUCAUAUGAUAUUGGGAGAAAAACUGCAUAUUUUUGGAAUGGUUGGUUGUGUUCUAUGUGUUGUGGGCUCAACAACCAUUGUUCUGCAUGCUCCUCAAGAACGUCAAAUUGAGUCUGUAAAGGAACUCUGGGACCUUGCCACGGAACCUGCAUUCCUCCUAUAUGCAACUUUGGUUAUAGUGGCAGUUGUCAUAAUCAUUGUCCAGUAUGCUCCAAAAUAUGGACAGACUCAUAUAAUUGCUUAUGUUGGAGUUUGUUCACUCGUUGGUUCUAUUGGGGUUAUGAGUGUCCAAGCACUAGGAAUAGCAUUAAAAUUAACGUUCUCUGGGACGAACCAGUUGUUGUAUCCUCAAACAUGGGUCUUUGCAGUUGUCGUAGUGACAUGCGUGUUUACACAAAUGAACUACUUAAACAAGGCUCUUGAUACAUUCAACACAGCACUUGUAUCACCAAUAUACUAUGUGACAUUUACGUCACUCACAAUUGUUGCCAGCGUCAUCAUGUUUAAGGAUUGGAAUGGGCAAACAGCAACUCAAAUUAUUACGGAACUCUGUGGAUUUGUGACCAUUUUGUCAGGCACCUUUCUUCUUCACAAAACCAAAGACUUAGUUGAGGUUUCUUCACCAUCUGCAUUUAUGCGAUAUCCUAAAUACGAUGAAGGAGGAGGCUCCAGUGAAGAAGGCAUUCCUCUUAAGAAUCGAGAAUCCAUGCGAUAACCAAGAUUCAGUUGAAUAUCACAGCGUUUUUCUUAUGAGAGACAACAACUAUUGUUCCUUCCUGUUCUACUCAUGGACAACAAUAAGAUGGAAGAAAGUGUUUGGCUUGUUAGCUAAUGCAACAGUUGCUUUACACAGGCUAACAUUAGUUUGUACAUAAAACUACUCCAGGACGAAGUGUAAGUGGGAGUCCAGUUACCGGUAUAUCACUCUUGUCACUGGUAGUGGAACUUCCUCAGAUACUCGUGACAUCGAAGCUGACAUCUCCCCAGAACUAAAGGAAAGACAUUCAGGCAGGUGAUUGAAGAAAUUCUCUAAAUAUCUUAGUAAAGUUUGAAAUUGAUGCAUUUGAGAAUACCU